Messenger RNA from Boleophthalmus pectinirostris (great blue-spotted mudskipper), 2515 nucleotides. RefSeq names its product FA complementation group C (gene fancc). The record is from RefSeq and is a predicted model, not a curated record. Gene Ontology annotation, biological process: interstrand cross-link repair; nucleotide-excision repair; cellular response to oxidative stress. The transcript is spliced from 15 exons. NCBI's taxonomy places the organism in Eukaryota, Metazoa, Chordata, Actinopteri, Gobiiformes, Gobiidae. Bases 170 to 1906 code for a protein of 578 amino acids. Gene Ontology annotation, cellular component: Fanconi anaemia nuclear complex.
UCAGACAAGAGGGAAGUUUAGUUCGAUUUCAGCACAAUGAAGAGAUAUCUGCACAUUUUUACACAAAAAUAUGAUCAAACAGCGCCACAGAUCCGUAAAAGUCUGAAGUAUGAUGUCGGUAGCUGUUGUUUACUUGUGAUUCCCUUGUAAAUCCUCUUCUUGAAGCACUAUGUCUGACCCAGUGAGCCAGCAGACCCCUGACCCGUCUCAGAGGGAGGUGGAGGUCCAGGAGCUCCAGCGGUGGUUGGAAACAGUGAAGACUUGGGACCAGACUGACAGCGCACAGACUCGUAAAGACAUCUGUCUACACUUAAGACCACUGAGGGAUUUCCUGCACAAACUUCAAACUUACAUUAACAGCAUGACUUCCACCACAGAGGCUCUGAGGAGGUUACCGCUGUUGGGUCAGUUCUUAGGCAGGCUUUGCUGGAUCCCACACGUCACUGCAGAUGCCACAAGUCGAUCGCUGCUGUUCCAGUGUCUGUGGGGGAUGUACUCAGAGGAACCAGAAAAUGCUGUGGAGGCUAAAGCUAACCAGUGGAUACGGAAAACCUUAUGUCAGCUCACCACAGAUGAAGAGGAUACCGCACAGACUUUAAUGAAGCUUUUGGGAGUGCCACCAGCUGAGUACCAUCUGAAAGUGCUGAGAAAAAUGCUGGCGAGGCUGCAGGAACAAGCCGGGACAGUCUGCACUGUUUCUUGUGAUGGGAAUCAAAGCUGCCUGUGUGACACUGUCCAGGCCACAUCUGAAGCUUGUAUUCCUCUUGUCACUUGUCCUGAAGCUGCCUCUCUGAUCGGAGCUCUACUGCAGAGACCAUUCACCAGUGUCAAAGCCCCUUUAAGUGAAGACUUCAUUCAGGCUACAGGUUCUGCAUACUCCUGCCGGCUCUUGUCACUGGAGGCUCCAGCGGUGGUCUCCCUCUGGUGGCACAGUGUGUCCAGUCUGGAGGACGCCGUGCUGAGGCUGAUGGAGCAGGUUCUGACCGACAACAAAACUACAUCUCACAAAUUACAGCAGCUGAUUUCUGAGUCCUUACUGCCCAAAGCCUGUGCUCAACAUUGUUCCAUAUUCUUGGUUGUGAAUGACAUUUUCAGCUGUGCUCUUAAACAAAUGGAAGAAAAUGAAUCUUUAAGACUUCUCAUCACAACAUUUACAACACACUUCCUCAAAGAAUUGGCAACACAGAAACAACAGAAGAGCGUCCCUUUGAAGGCGUACUUCCCAAAAGCUCCUGCGGGGGUGCUGCUGCCUCUGCUGACCCAGCCCUCAGAGAUGCCUGAAGAAGCUUGGAGGGACCAUCUGACCUGGCUUAGUGGCUCAUUACGAAGGCUGUCAGAAGAGGAGGAGGAGGAGGAGGACAGAGAUGGGACUAACAGAGGGCUCCCCCUGCUGUUUGAAGCCUGGUUCCUGCUGGUCAGCAGCUCUCACUGGGUGGACGUGGCUCUGCAGCUCCUGGUCUCCUCUCAGGACUCAGACUGUGAACAUCUACUGUGGCUGCUCACCUUCUACCACCACCCCACCAACAGGGGGCACCACAGGGACCAACAGCUGGUUGUUGUGAAAGAAGCGUGGGGACAUAUUUGUGGUCUCUUCACGGCUAUGGGUGCCCCUCCUCUGGGCGGUGGGUCCAGUUUAUUGGCAGAUCUUCUGUCACCGGAGCCUCAGCAGCCUUCACCAGCUCCUGUAUUGAUCCUCCAGCUCCUGCUCAGCUCUGCCAUGUUCUCUCCUCUGCCUCUGAGUGGAUCAACACAGAUUUUACUUGCGGUGGUGGAGCGGUCUGGCGUCACACUCGAAGCUGCGUGUGUUCUCGGCUCUCUGGAGAUCAGACUCAGCGGAGGAGGCCGCACUCACACUCUGCUGCCCAGGAUCAAGGCUCUGCAACAGGCACUGGCACCUAACACCUAGACACAUGCAACCUCCAUAAACCCCGUGUACUUUUGCACCAGAUGCCCUCACUGCUAUUACCAUCUACGUGCUGUUAAUGUAUGUGUGGUGAUUAUAGGAGGCGGUGUGGGUGGAUGUGCCAAGCGUAAAGGUCCUAUAUUAUGCAAAAUUGACUCUUGUGAGCUUUAAGACGUGUGAUAAUGUUGUUGCCUCAUCAAAAGUACAUCUAGAGUUGUGUUUCAGUUCAUUUACGCAUGUUUGAGUAACCUGGAAGCUGUAGUUUUCAAGUUAACAGCUACAUUUUACCUUUUGUUUAGUAGAGAUUGUCAGAAAUUAUCCAAAUGAUUCUAGUGAAGAUGUAUGGAGUUUAAAAACACAGUGGAGCAGGAUUUGUGCGUUAAACAUGUGUGAAUAAAACAAAACACAACUCCAGGUAUGUUUUUCGAUGAUGAAACAAUAUUAUAACACAUAAGAAGCGUAAUCUAGACCAUUUAAAGACUCAACAACAUUGUGCUUGGAAAUUUAAAUGAAGAUGCUGUGGUUGAUGGGUGAAAGCUUAAAGGGACAGUCUGGAAUUUUGGACACAGGACCUCAUUUCCUAGUGAGCCAGAGUGCUGGAGACGUGUGGAG